AUGGAUCGGUCACAACUCACAAAGCAGCCUCCCAAGGCUCUCCCGCCUCGAGGCGGGAGAUUUGAGAAGAAGAAAAACUCUGCUAGAUCUGUUUGCCGGGUGGGGAGCAGAGGGCAGGAGGGGGGGGGGGCCAGGAGAAGAGGGGUGGGAAACACAGAGAGACACAGAAACACUGUGUGUGAGGCAUCGGAAUGUCAGCCAGGACUCUUCCUCACGUGGCGAGACCGUUCUCAGCUCCCCACGCCACCAGCGCUAAGACGAACAUGGGUUGGAAGCGGACACUGUAUCUCAGAGCGACCUGGGCGUGGGUGUGGGAGUGAGGGUGUAAGCCUCACUCUAUUUUCUCCCGAGUAG
Colletotrichum orchidophilum is the source of this 354-nucleotide messenger RNA. RefSeq lists its product as uncharacterized. Lineage: Eukaryota; Fungi; Ascomycota; Sordariomycetes; Glomerellales; Glomerellaceae. The record is from RefSeq and is a predicted model, not a curated record. The transcript has a single exon. Bases 1 to 354 code for a protein of 117 amino acids.